Molecule: messenger RNA, 918 nt
Organism: Xiphias gladius (swordfish)
Lineage: Eukaryota; Metazoa; Chordata; Actinopteri; Istiophoriformes; Xiphiidae
Gene: kcnk17
Product: potassium channel, subfamily K, member 17
Exons: 5
Coding region: 1-918 (305 amino acids)
Biological process (GO): potassium ion transmembrane transport; stabilization of membrane potential
Cellular component (GO): membrane
Molecular function (GO): potassium ion leak channel activity
Source: RefSeq, a predicted model, not a curated record
AUGGGAAUAAAGGAAAUGUUAAGUUUGGCCCGGGUGCCCUCUAUCUUCCUACUCGGGUUGGUUUAUGUGACCUAUGUGCUGAUCGGCGGGGUGGUUUUCUGGAAGUUGGAAGGAGAUCUGGGAGAUAAGGACAUCAGGCUUCUUCUGUUGAACAAAAACAGGCUGCUUAUGACGUACACCUGUCUGAACCAAGAAGGCCUGGAAGCCGUGGCUCAGGUUGUUCAAGAUGCAUCAAAGGUGGGCCUAAGUUUGAAAGGCAACCACACCACGGAUGGGUUCUGGAAAUUCACCAGCUCAGCUUUGUUUGCUGCAACUGUGGUCACAACUAUAGGUUAUGGGAACAUGAGUCCCAGCUCUACGGCUGGACAGAUCUUCUGUGUGUUCUUCGCACUAUUUGGUAUCCCGCUCAACCUAGUGGUGCUCAACAGGGUGGGCAAGUACAUGCUUGUUAUAGAGAGGAACAUUUCCGACUUCCUAGAGGGGAAGACCAGGCAAAGGAUAUGUACCCGAUUUUUUGUUCACCUGGUCUCUUACCUGUCUGGAGCAGCUCUCUUCUUCACUGUACCCAUGAUUGUGUUCCAACUGCAUGAGGGCUGGACCUACUCCCAGGCCAUCUACUACUGCUUCAUCACCCUCAGUACCAUCGGCUUUGGAGAUUUUGUUGCAGACAAUAAUCCAGACAAAGUAUACCCAGAGUGGUACAGUAUCCUAAUGGCCACAUGGAUCUUCUUUGGCCUGGCCUGGCUGGCCCUGCUCAUCAACCACUCUAUCGAUAUCCUGGAGCGGCUCAACACCCACUUCAAACAGCAGUGGGGUAGACAAAGGCAGGAGGAAUUGUCUGGCGGUGCAAAGGCUGACGACCGGGACACACAGGUGGAGGAAGAAGAUGGGAUCGAGAGGCCUCCAAUAACUCAGUAA